AUGGGAACAUCAAAGAAGAAGGCGGUGGUAACACCCAAGAAACCCAAGAAGAAGAGGGAGAAGAAGCGAGAAACAGAAAGUCCGAGUGAAGAACAUCGGAUCGUCACUGUGACCCUCAACGAGCACACAUACACAGGGUAUGUGAAGACAAACAGCAUCGGCAAAAGAUGCUUUGAUGCUGUGUCUGCCAAGUACCAGUGGAAGAAUGGCACUCAAUACGAAGGGCCUUUUGUACAAAGCGAUAUACAGGGCCACGGUAAGUACACGUGGCCCGACGGCUCUUCGUAUCAAGGGAACCUGCUGAAUGGAAGGCGACAUGGGCAUGGAGUCUUCCUUGCAGCGGAUGGGGUCACCAAGUACGAGGGCCAGUGGGAAAACGGCAAGCGACACGGCAAGGGCCGCCUUGUUUACGACCGCGCCGGUGAGUCCUUCUACGAAGGAGAGUGGCAGGAUGGCUGCAAGCAUGGCCAUGGACGGCAGGUGUGGCCUAGCAAGAACACCUACGAAGGGCAUUGGGAUCAGGGCCGCAUUCAUGGCUUCGGAACCAUGACAUGGUCUGAGAACGGCAUGCUGGAGUGCUACACCGGAGAAUGGGCCAAUGACAUGCCCGAGGGCCAAGGUAAGUAUACCUGGCAUGUCCGGGACGAUGGGAGGGAAGGCCAAGGUCCCAGGAAAGAGAUGCCUUCGCAGCAGUCCAACAACAGCUUCGAAGGCCUCUGGCAAAAAGGACUUCGAUCAGGUUACGGAACUUUCAACUUUGCCAGCGGCGCUCAGUACAAGGGCCAAUGGUCGGAGAACAUUAAGCACGGAGAAGGCCGGUACACCUACGAAGAUGGCCGGGUGUACACAGGAGAGUUCGUCAUGGACAACAUGGCCAAGGACAGCACUGCUAGUGAGAUUCCUGCAGAGGCAUCGACUCAGUUCCUCAACGUCGGCGGGGCCGAGAACCCGGUGCGGCGGUGCGUAGAGAUCAACGACCUCACGGGCUUUUGCCUUCCCAACGACCGGACGAUCACGGAUCCAACCGAGCUCACCGGCUAUACGGACCCCACGGAGGUUUUCCGAGAAAUCUACAAUAUCUUGUUGCGGCAAGUGGGGGAUCUCAAGAAGGUCUAUGCCAAAGUGCGGAGGAUCAUCCAGAGACCCGGCGACGACCCUUGGGUCAUGUAUGCCUUCCAACUCUGGAUGCUCCUCCGAGACACCGGAAUGCUGACUCCCGAAUGCCCGCUCAGUCGGGUGAACAGGUACAUCAUGUCCGGCAUGAGGCGGCACGGAGAGGCGUUUCACGAAGACCUACAGGAGCUACGGCCCCUCACGCCGAGGCCAUCCGUGAUGAGCUCGCGAGAUGCCAAGCAAGGCAAGGCAUCCAAGGAGAACUCAGGAGAGGCGACCGAGGCCACAGAUGAAGACGACGACUACGACGACGAAGAGGAGGGCGAGGCAGAGGAUAGCUUCAUGCACGACGAGGAGAACGAGGACGAUGGCGACGAUAGAAACAGCGCCCGGACACGACAAAGCCGAGUUAGCAGGGCGAACAGCCGGGUCAGUCGAGUGAGUCGAGGCACCAACCGUACCAUGGGUGAGGGCGCUGCUCAACCUGGGCGCCGUCCCACCAUCCAAUCCUUGGGCACCAGGCAGUUUGGAUCCAGUGGCCCCAUGGACUUCUUCUUUGAUCAAAGCAAGUUUUGGCGAUUAGGAGAUGCCGAAGCUAGCGAGAAGAUCUUGGAUGUGCAUGCCCCGACAACCGCGCUCAUGUUCCGCCAUUUCCUCGAGGCGCUGGUGAGAAUGGCUCCCGCGGCCUACCCUGAGAACCAGGGCCUGGAGUCGAUGCUCAAGGCGCUUCUUCGUGAACGGUUCUUGCCAAAGGUGGAGCAGCCUAUCGGCGUGGAGUCCUGCGGCACUUUCGAGUUCUUGGCAGACGGCCAGCUUCAGCAGGUCUUCGCGAACUUUCAGACGAAGCUUUGGGAGCUGUUCAAAGACAACACGACAGGAUUUGGCGCCUACGAGUUGCCACAGUGGGCACACAUCCUGGACUUGGACGCCGACGAAGGAUCAGACUGCAGCUCCUGCAUGUGGAAUGACACCGCCGAGCAGGUCCACAUUCAGGGCCGAAUGUGCGUCAGCAUCAGAGUGAAGGAUGCCCGGAGUCUGGCCCAGACUCUGGUCUCCGUCUCCGAGCUCUUCACAGCUCCGCUCAGGCCUAGAGGCCUCCGGCUUCGGAGCAUCUGCAGGGCGAGCCCGGAGGAUUACUGGAAGGUCCUGGGCGUUCCCUCUGGCACCAGCGUCAAGGAAGUCAAGAGAGUUUACCGUCGGCGUGCCAAAGAAGAGCACCCCGAUGUGAACAAAAGCCCCGGCGCCUUGAAGCGUUGGCAAAGGCUGUCGGAGGCCUACGGAAAGUUAAUUGACCCGGAGUACCGAAAAAAGUGGAGUGAGGAAGAGGCGAGACGCUCGGCGCGGACUCAGGAAAGUCGCAGAACCUACACCUCCAACCCGGGGACUUCCACAAAGAGGGCGGAUGAUAUCCGAGAGCCACCAGCCCCAGGCUUCCCGAAGACGAGGGACGCAAAGAAGUGGGCCGCCGCCGGCUGGGAUGCUUUUCAGGACAUCCUGCGUCGGGCAGAGUCGCUCCGUCAGCCACGGGGAUACAGAGACGCUUCCGCCUUCCGAGAGCUCCGGGCUUCCCAGGAAGAUUUGGCAAAAGCCCAGCAAAAGCUGAAGCAGCUCAGCUCGGAUGAAGAGUACUACCUGAACUUGACGGACUCCUACCGGCGCAGCGGGCAGAAGAGGGAGGAGCUGCGAGCAGGGCUCAGGACACUCGAGAUACGUGAGGAGUUGAAGAAGCUCCGAGCACGAAUCAACAGUCUGUCCGAGCAAGCGGACUACUGGCGCAGUGUGUCCGACGUUUUGCACAUCCUGAACUAUGCGAACCUGCUGUGCAUCGGCAGCAUUCAGUCCUGCAUCGACAACCCAACGGGCAGCGUGUUCACGGUACAGCAAGAAGAGCCAACAUUGGCAGAGCCGGUCGAGCGGCCGAUCACAAGCAGCUCUCCCGGCACCACUCCCAUCGAGGAGCUCGGUUCCCUCAGAGGGGCCAUGGGCGACAUGCCGUCUCAGACCCCGGCAGAUAGUGCACCUCCUAUCAACAUGGAUGCUUUGGAUCCGCGCAGCCAAACGCCUGCGGGGGAAUCCACCGCAACUGGCGAG
Messenger RNA from Symbiodinium necroappetens, 3204 nucleotides. NCBI's taxonomy places the organism in Eukaryota, Dinophyceae, Suessiales, Symbiodiniaceae. The record is from the annotation of a GenBank genome assembly.